Messenger RNA from Centropristis striata (black sea bass), 6134 nucleotides. RefSeq names its product epidermal growth factor receptor pathway substrate 15 (gene eps15). Lineage: Eukaryota; Metazoa; Chordata; Actinopteri; Perciformes; Serranidae. The record is from RefSeq and is a predicted model, not a curated record. Gene Ontology annotation, biological process: endosomal transport; endocytosis. Gene Ontology annotation, molecular function: calcium ion binding; cadherin binding. Bases 260 to 3667 code for a protein of 1135 amino acids. Gene Ontology annotation, cellular component: clathrin coat of coated pit; plasma membrane; cytoplasm. The transcript has 25 exons.
GAAUGGAUGGGGGUGCACUGGGGGGUACUUUGACUCAUGACAUCAGUAUUUUUUCAAGAAAUAAGUACGUCCAUUUCCGCUUCAUAAUGUUGUAUUAUUUUGGUAUAUCGUUUGUUUUGGCUGACAGGAUCACAGAUGAUACCUUGCUGUAUGAGUAACGUCUGCCAAGAUCCAGUCAUAGUGUUGCAUUGAUUCCUGUCGCUGAGAUCCAGUGCCAGGUUUUUCAGCGGCCUCUGUCUGUGUCUGGCAGCAGCGCAGCAUGAAAGCAGUGGGAAACAGAAACACUAUGGCUGCCACUCUGUCUCUUACUCAGCUCUCCAGUGGAAAUCCCAUCUAUGACAAAUACUAUCGGCAGGUUGAUCCGACUGGCAGUGGGCGGGUGGCGGCGGCUGAUGCAGCUCUGUUCCUGAAGAGGUCCGGUUUGGCGGACUUGGUCCUGGGAAAAAUCUGGGAUUUGGCAGACUCCGAACGUAAAGGUGCUCUUAACAAGCAGCAAUUCUUCAUCGCUCUACGGUUGGUGGCCUGUGCUCAAAAUGGCCUGGAGGUGGCACUCAAGAGCCUUAACGUGGCUGUUCCUCCCCCAAAAUUUCACGACACAAGCAGCCCACAGUUAGCAGGAGGAGUGGCUGCUGACAUGCCCUGGGUUGUGAAGCCUGAGGAGAAGAUGAAGUUUGACUCCAUCUUUGACAGUCUGGGUCCAGUAGCAGGGAUUCUAACAGGAGACAAGGUCAAGCCUGUCCUGCUCAACUCCAAACUACCUGUGGACAUCCUCGGCAGGGUGUGGGAGCUCAGUGACAUUGACAGAGACGGCAUGUUGGACAGAGAUGAAUUUUCAGUGGCCAUGUAUCUGGUGUACAGAGCCCUGGAGGGGGAGCCUGUUCCCAUGUCCUUACCACCUCCCCUGGUUCCACCCUCCAAGAGGAAAAAACCCUCGGUGCCUCCCGUGAUGCCCCUGUUACCCUCGCCCCCCUCCGUCAAAGACAGUCGCUCCUCCCACGCUGGCUCUAAGACCAUGCCCCACCCCCCUAAACCCGCCCCAGCUCCUGUCCCAACACCAGCAGCUGCCCCUGUGAGUACGGGACCCGUCGCUCCUCUGCAUGCAGCGGCUGAAAAGUGGGUGGUGUCGCCAGCAGACAAAGCAAAGUAUGAUGAGCUAUUCAGCAAGACAGACGGAGACAUGGACGGCCUCGUGUCUGGGCCUGAAGUCAGAGAUAUCUUCCUGAAGACAGGGCUGCCCUCUGCCACCCUCGCACGUAUCUGGGAGCUUUGUGACAUUGGAGACAUUGGCAAACUGACCAGAGAGCAGUUUGCCCUGGCGCUUCAUCUAAUCAAUCAGAGGCUGACUAAAGGCCUGGAACCUCCGCAGGGUCUCUCCCCAGAGAUGAUCCCUCCGUCUGACAGACAAAACAUGAAACAGAACAACGUGGCUAACCUGGCAGCUGACUUCUCUGCCAUCAAGGAGCUGGACUCUCUCAGCAACGAGAUUGUGGAGCUGCAAAGGGAGAAGAGCACUGUGGAAGAGGAGAUCAAGGAGAAGGAGGAGGCCAUCAGACAGCGCAGCAGCGAAGUGCAGGACUUGCAGGAUGAGGUGGCGCGGGAGAGUGAGGAGCUGCAGCGGCUCCAGACUCAACGUCAGAAGGUACAGGAUGCCUUGGAGGAGCUGGACCAACAGAAAGGCUCCCUGGAGGAGCAGCUGACUCAUAUUCGCCAGCAGACAAGCCAAGAGACCCAUCUGAUUUCAUCGCUGCAGUCGGAGCACGAGGAGCAGGAACAGAAGAUUUGUCAGUUUGAGGAGGAGCUGGUCCAAGCUCGAGAGGAGCUCCUGGCUUUGCAGGAGGAGAGCAGGAGGCUGCAGGAGAAGGUCCAGGCGGCUCAGGAGCAGCUCACACCUCUGCAAGAGUCUGUCCGCGACUCCUUUACUCAAGUUUCACAGGUUCAGCAGAAACUGAACGACCUUCAGGUGGAAGAGAGGUCAGUAACAGCCCAGCUCAGCUGGAAGAGAGCCCUGGAGGACAGCUCUCCUGUCAUGGUCAACGGAUCAGCAGGCCCUGCUGCAGAGCUGCAUCAGGGGGACCUCUUUCAGCAGGACCUCUUCCAGCAAGACCUCUUCCAGCAGGACCACUUUCAGGAGGACCAGCCUAAAGAGCUGAAGGAGGAAGAACCAGCUGCUGUCUGCAAUCAGCAGAAAGAACAUUCAGAUCAAAAAGAGAAAGAAGUAAACGAGAGAGAAGAGGAAGAAGAGAAGGAGGAAGAGAGUCCAGAGGAGGAGAAUUUGAAACACGACGCCUUGGAUGAUCUCUAUACGAGUCUAGCCUCCUCUGAGAUAUUCAACAAUCGACCGAAGCCACAAGAGAACAUGGUGAAGGAACAAAGUAGCCCGACACCUGACGUCUCCUCGGAGGUCAUAGAUGAUGUAGAAGAGUCGCCUAAAGAGAGCCCACCAAAGGUUGCAUCACCAGAGCCAGAGAGCAAACCGGAACCAGCAGAGUCCCCAGAAACCACCACUACCCCCUCCUCAUUACCACCUCAAGUCGGGCCUCGCUCCAUGCCGCCUCAGACCAGCCCCCCCUCCCUGCCGGAGAUGGAUUUCUUCCAUUCAGACCCCUUUACUGACCACGAUCCUUUUAAAGAUGAUCCAUUUGGAAAAGCAGAUGUUGCGGAUCCAUUCGGAGGUGAUCCGUUCAAAGGCUCCGACCCCUUUGCUGCAGACUCUUUCUUCCAGGCCUCCGCUGCCCCCUUUUCCUCAGAGGACCCUUUCUCUGCCUCAGCUGACCCGUUUGGUACCACUACUGGCGCGCCAGAGCCAGACCUGUUUGCGGCCAAGCCGAAUGACACAGCGGCCGCACCAGCAGCAGGUCCAGAUCCCUUCACCUCCAAACCUGCCAAUCCAGCAUUAGCAGCCAAGGAUCCAUUCAGCUCUACGGCGAACAACAUGGCUGAUUCUGACCCGUUUGGAGGCAAAGUGAACGCCAUCGGGGAGGCGGAUCCUUUUGGUUCUCAGGACGGAGGGGCUGAUCCCUUCAGCUGUUCUUCACCUUCCUCUGAUCUGGCUGUGAAGGACACCGCAGCAUCCAAUGACCCCUUCGCUCCAGGUGGUACGACAGUAAACGCCAGCUCAGAUCCAGAUCCAUUUGCUGCUGUUUUUGGUAAUGAGUCUUUUGGAGGGGGCUUUGCAGAUUUCAGUGCGUUGACAAAGUCGAACGGUGCUGACCAGUUUGGCAUUAACAAUAAGAACCUGUUCCAGGACGACAGCCAGUCUGCCGGCCCUGAUGUGCCCCCUGCCCUGCCCCCAAAAACGGGUACGCCAACCAGACCUCCUCCUCCACCUCCAGGUAAGAGAUUGUCCAUCUCCAGAACAGAGUCCUCUGACUCCUUCCAGCGGAGAGGGCCCUUCCUGCAACAACCUUCAGGAGACUUCUCCUCCUCCUCCCUGCCUGCCAAGGAUCCUUUAGCCGACCCCUUCGCCCCCUCCUCCCCUCCUCGUCACAACGUACGGGAAGCUGACCGAUUUGCCACCUUUGACAAAUAUCCAACAGAGGAAGACAUGAUAGAGUGGGCAAAGCGCGAGAGCGAGCGAGAGGAAAAGGAGCGGCUCGCCCGGCUCACCCAGCAGGAACAAGAGGACCUGGAGCUGGCCAUCGCACUCAGCAAGUCUGAACUCUCCUGAGGAGCUCGUCUCCCCUCUCCCCCUCCCCUCCUCCUCCCCCCGUCCACUGACCUGGCUCGGCACGGCACAGCACAGCCUGGCCCAGCCUCAGAAAGCACCAAAGCAAAGUGGGGACUGUAUAGGACUGAUUCAGCAGCACCUGCUGACCCCAUGAAGAGACUUUCUUAGAAUAAACCCAUCUCUGAUUCUUUCCUUCUCCCCAGACUGUCCACGGUUCACUGGCAUUGCAGUAUUGUGUUUUCCAUCCUGUUGGUCUUGUUUUUGGAGGAGAGGACCAAGAUGGAGUGUAUGUUCUGAAGAAUGGAUUGUUGAAAAUGAAAUGCAGUGAAAAUGGAUUUAGAGAUUGCUCCGUUGAUUUCAACACCAGGCUACAAAUGCCACAUUAACUCUCCAGAAUGUAAUUUAUUUAAUGCACUCACAGCUAGAUUGAAAUGGCCUCGUCGAAAGCCCUGUCUUUAUCCUCUAACGGUUCUUGCUAUACUUUAUUACAACUCUAGCUUCUGAAGUUAUUCUGAGAUUUCAUGAGAUUUAGUCAGAAAAUAGACUUUCUAACUUUGUAGAGCCCUGAAAAAAAAAAACUAAAAUCCUUUCCAGCUCUUGGUUCAUUUUCUGAAACUAAAUCUUGAACUUUCAAGAUAGUAAGCUGGGAAAGAAGAGCAUUUUUGAGGCACCAUAACAAAAUUUAAGAGUGACCAUGUACUUUUCUAGUCCUGUUUGAUUGCAGAAGGCCUAUGAGAUUUUUUAAAAAAGUAUUUGUUCAGGACAGGAUGACAUAAUCCGACAUUUCUACUUGUUUAACUGGAAGUUGCCAGUCCUCUGAUAUGUGAAACGCAUGUGCAGAUUUACACUAAAAUAGAACAAAUCCAUCACAGCUACAACCUCCAGCUACUAGAUACAUUAAUCUCUUUUACAUUUCUGUGACGCAUUGUUUUGUAAUUCAUCUGUGCUGUGAAAGUUUCUUUUUUGGGAGAAACUAAAGGAAUGAAACUACAUCUGUGGCAUGUAAUAAUUACAUAUUAAUCAGCAUUCAAUUUUAGUGCACACUACAAGAGAUUGCACAAAACAAGAACAUUUUAUCUGAGUCAAACAACAAAUACUUAAUAUUGUAAAUGAUGUCAAGUUUUACUAAUUUGGUCUUCUGAUUUAAUGUAUGCUAUGCAGGAGUUUACAAUAAAAUAACACCGGAUAGACUCGUAUUAAAUAGAGUCAUUAUAGAAUGGUGAAAUGUCAAGAAUGUGAAGUUUGUUCCAAAAUGGAGAGUAAAUCUGAAGGUUUGCUUUCAUUUUCAAUGGGCCAAAUUUAAAUGUUGUGUUUAUAAACAGUAAACAACAAUUCCUGUAUACUAUACCUUUAAAUAAUCAAAAGUAUGGUGAGUUUGGACAAUAUCAGACAAAUAUAAAUUUCAGAAUAGAAACUUGGUAUUCAUAGAUGAAUGUUUGAGUGUGGUAAAAACAGAUGUAAGUCCACUUCUCUGCUUCCUUUUACAUUAAUGUUUAUCGUGAGUGUUAGUCCUGAUUGUUAGGCACACAGCAGCUCAGUGUCUCGCUGAAUGACACUUCAAGAUCAACUUCAGUAUUCAAUAUCCAUUUCACCUCCAGGUCCAAUUUUAAAGUGUCGGUGCUUCUUUUUAUGAACGUUUUAUUUUUCCUCAAUGUUUUAUUUCUUUCUUUCAGGAGAUGCUUCCUCUCUGGGAGACUUCAAAGUCUUACACAAAGUCAGUAAACGUUAACGUCUGUGUUUUGUCAGAGCAGUUUGUGUGCACUUCAGGCUCUGUGGGGAUUUGUCUCACUGGUGUUUUGAGGAUAAACUCCCCCUUGUUGCACUGCAUCCACACAGCUGUUGGUCGGCCAGUGAUUAUUUUUCUCGCUGGGUAAUUUAGUGUUUUCUCCCAGAAACUGAAGCUAACACUCAGUGCUACACUGUGAUGAAUGACGAGGCUUGUUUAAAGAGCAGGAUGCCUUUGCUUUCAUUUUCUCUGCAAACAGUGCACACCACUUCUUCCUGUUCUGACUUAAUUUUUCUCCUUUUGGCCUUCAUUAACAAAUGAGCAUCGUCACAGUUUCCUCUUCUCAUGUUUACCCAGUUUACUGUCCGCUGUUGAUGCUACACUUCCUUCUGACUACGCCUCAUAUUACACUUCAUGUUUAUUGUAAAUAAGAGAGAACAGAUGUCAUCCCUCUCUUCUUCACCUUUACAGCUGAGUCUCUAGUCUCACUACAGUUUAAUUCUCUCACAUUUAAAGGCCACCUGACAUGUUACUGUCAUUUGUACAGACUCCUUUUACAAAUCAAGAACCACUUGUGUUUCUAGGCUUACCCAUAAAUGCUUUUUAAAACUCAAGCUAAUUGUAUUUUAUUUUGUAUUUUCUAACGUGUAAGAAAAGAAUCAUUAUUUGGAGGUUCAGCCAGAAUAUGUAAUGCAUUUAAUUGAAACAGAAUAAAUAUUAAACGUGUAGUUUUGCAGUUUG